AUGACAACAUCUGAUACUAUUACAAGACUUUGGCCCAAAACUCUACAGACUAAAUAUGGUUCCAUUUUACAUUCAAUACUAUCCUUCAUAACAUUUACAAUAUUGGGAAAUUAUGCAAGAGCAGGCGUUACAGCAUUGGCUACCUACCAACCAUCAUACGUCAGUUCGGGAAGUGUUCUAUGGAGUAAUUUGACAGGUUGUAUAAUAAUGGGUAUUCUACAAGAAUUAACUGUUGCACCAGGUUGGUUCCCAUUAGAAUUACAACCUUUGUUUGUUGCUUUGACUACAGGAUUUUGCGGUUCAUUCACGUCUUACUCUUCAAUGAUGUUAGAAUUAUUCAAGCACUCAACUAAUACUGCAAUGGAGUCUUCAUCAUCCCAUUGGAAAAAUCAUGCUUAUAGCAUGUUGGAAUUCAUGUCUGUCCUUUUUGUUCAAUUAUUAGUCUCAAUGGCUUCAUUAAUAUUUGGUAGAAAAUUAGCUACUGAUGUAAUUAUAAGGUACGGUUCCGUUGAAACUGAACGCCCAUCCACUGACGAAGAUAAAGAAAUGGAUCCAGAAGCAGAAAUGAUUAAUGCAACAGAACCAAGGCCAUCCGUUAAGACAAUCUUAUUAUGGACCGAUAUAUUAUCAUAUUUGUUAGCUGUCCCAUUAUUAAUACUAAUCAUCGUAUUAGCCUCAUACUAUGGCAAUUAUUCUCGAGCUAAAUGGACUCUGCCGCCUUUAUUCGGUAUAUUUGGUUCUUUCUUAAGAUUUUGGUUAGCUAAUCAAUACAACGGGAAAAGCAUUCAUUUCCCAUGGGGGACAUUUAUCGGUAACGUCUUCUCAACUCUAUUAAUCGCAAUACUGACCAUGGUUCAACGUGGGAAAUUACAUGCAAAUGCCAUCAUACCCAUUGUCCAUGGUAAAAAUGCAUGUCUAAUAGUUAGCGCGUUAAUUAACGGGUUCUGUGGUAGUUUAAGUACAAUUAGUACUUUCAUUAAUGAAGGUUAUAAAUUGUCCUUUGAGGAUACAAUGAUUUAUUACUUUAUUUCCAUUUUCGUUUCUUAUUGUUGCAUUGUUAUUACAUUAGGUUCGUAUGCUUGGUCAAAGGGUUUAGUCUCCCCGGUGUGUUAG
Molecule: messenger RNA, 1113 nt
Organism: Naumovozyma dairenensis CBS 421
Lineage: Eukaryota; Fungi; Ascomycota; Saccharomycetes; Saccharomycetales; Saccharomycetaceae
Exons: 1
Coding region: 1-1113 (370 amino acids)
Biological process (GO): fluoride transmembrane transport
Cellular component (GO): membrane
Molecular function (GO): fluoride transmembrane transporter activity
Source: RefSeq, a predicted model, not a curated record